Aspergillus affinis is the source of this 1143-nucleotide messenger RNA. RefSeq lists its product as uncharacterized. The coding region runs from base 1 to 1143 and encodes 380 amino acids. The transcript has 4 exons. The record is from RefSeq and is a predicted model, not a curated record. NCBI's taxonomy places the organism in Eukaryota, Fungi, Ascomycota, Eurotiomycetes, Eurotiales, Aspergillaceae.
AUGUCCUCAUCAACGCCUACGGGCGUCAAUCUCAAUGAUGAUCAGCGUCCAGCGCUCCGGGCAUUGAUGAUAGUUAUGCUGAUCACGCCGAUAUUUGCUGUUAUCCUACGAUUUUGGUCCAGGGCGAUGUUACCCGGGUUUUCGAGUACGCCCGUUCGAUUUUGGUGGGAUGAUUGGACUGCUCUUCUGGCUGCGUUGCUCAACGUAGUGAUGUGUGGGAUCGGCCUAAAAUUGGCCGACCUGGGAGUAGGACAGCAUCUUCAGGCGGUCCCGGAGAAUUUCCCGCUGAUCAUGAAGCUGCUUUGGGUGGAAUACUUUAUCUUCGACACAGGCACAUCUGUCGCCAGAGCCUCCGCACUCCUAUUUUACACUCGAGUCUUCGAUCAGAUUCAAUCGCGAUUCAAAUAUGCCCUGUGGUUGGUUCAUGCUAUGAAUAUCGCCUGGAUGAUCGGCAUGCAUGUCGUUGUCGCGCUACAGUGCACUCCCACGGAGAAAAUCUGGAAUCCGCUUCUUCCAGGGCGAUGCAUCGACGUUCGUACCCUCUUUCUAGGCAGUGGGAUUCCCAGUCUCAUCAUCAAUAUCCUGAUUUUGGUUCUCCCGCUGCCUUUACUCUGGCGACUACAGAUGAAGAUCAUGAGGAAACUGCUGAUUAUGGGAGUCUUUCUCUGCGGAUACUUGGUUGUCGUGGUAUCAAUCGGGCGAUUAGUCUCAAUUGUCGAGGUUGGGAGUAAUCUUGAGAGUGACUUUACCUGGGAGUUCGUGAAACCUGUCUACUGGCUACUUUCAGAAAUCGCAAUCUCUGUCGUCAGCGUGUGCCUACCCAGCAUCUUCGUCUUUAGUCGGCGCAUAGCUCACGAAGGAUUGCGGUCAGUAAUGGGCCAAAGUUUCCCACCGCACCCGAAAUCAAGGCUCGCCGACUCGGAUAUCGGACGAUCAUAUUUUAGUCGGAUGGGCCGAGAUGAAGAAACGGAACUGGACACCAAAUCUUUUGAUCGGUCGCAAAAGUGCUCGUUUACUGCGACGGCCGCCGAAAGCACCGUCUCUGCUCACAGGGCGACACCGCUAGCCCCGUUGCCUGGGGAAAGCUUCCUUCUGCCGCCAAACAUGGGAAUUGUUGUGCGGAGUGAUAUUACGAUUUCAUAG